Molecule: messenger RNA, 1567 nt
Organism: Punica granatum (pomegranate)
Lineage: Eukaryota; Viridiplantae; Streptophyta; Magnoliopsida; Myrtales; Lythraceae
Source: RefSeq, a predicted model, not a curated record
AUCGGGGACUGACGGAGAGGAGGAACGAUUUUCUUCUUCCUCCUUUCCCAAGCAAAGAAGCUCCCACUGUUUCAACACCCAGCGAACGUUUCUUGAGCUUAGUGACUUAGCAUCGAGUAGCCAUGGAAGGCCAAGAGGGGACUCAGCAGCCUCACCUCGUGCUGGCGCACAAGCUCUUCCUUCUCCGGCACCCCGACGUUCAAGACAUCGAGAAGGUCCGCCUUAAGGAGGAGGUCCUCGCCUCCAUCAAAGCCGAUGACAUGAUUUCGCUCUACGAAACCCUAGUCGAGGAGUCAGUUUUGGAGAGGGAUCAGGGGAUUUUGGACUCAAUGCGUGCAAAUAUCGAUCAGGAGCUCAAGAAGCUCGACGAGAAGAUAACAGAUGCUGAAGAAAACUUAGGUGAAAGUGAAGUUAGAGAAGCUCAUUUGGCUAAGUCCUUGUUUUUCAUCCAAAUUGGUGACAAGGAGAAAGCACUGGAGCAACUCAAGGUGACUGAAACUAAAACAGUCGCUGUUGGGCAAAAGAUGGACCUAGUUUUCUAUACAUUGCAGCUUGGGUUUUUCUACAUGGAUUUUGAUCUUAUUUCCAAGAGCAUUGACAAAGCAAAGAACUUGUUCGAAGAAGGAGGUGACUGGGAAAGGAAAAACCGUUUGAAGGUUUAUGAAGGCCUUUAUUGCAUGUCCACCCGAAACUUUAGGAGGGCGGCCGAUUUGUUCCUCGAUUCCAUUUCAACCUUCACAACCUAUGAACUUUUCCCGUACGACACAUUCAUAUUCUACACAGUCCUUACAAGUAUAAUAUCAUUGGACAGAGUUUCCCUGAAGCAGAAGGUUGUGGAUGCUCCUGAGAUCUUGACCGUGAUUGGAAAAGUCCCAUAUCUGUCUGGGUUUUUGAACUCUCUCUAUGAUUGUCAAUAUAAGUCAUUUUUCUUAGCUUUUGCUGGUUUGACUGAGCAAAUAAAGUUGGACCGUUACUUGCAUCCUCACUUCCGGUAUUACAUGAGGGAGGUCAGAAUUGUGGUCUACUCCCAGUUCCUCGAAUCGUACAAGAGUGUGACCAUCCAAGCGAUGUCAAAGGCUUUUGGAGUAACUGUCGACUUCAUUGAUCUGGAGCUGUCACGAUUCAUUGCUGGUGGGAAGCUUCAUUGCAAGAUUGAUAAGGUUGCAGGUGUUCUCGAGACUAACCGACCUGAUGCUAAGAAUGCGCUUUAUCAGGCUACCAUUAAGCAAGGGGACUUCCUACUGAACCGGAUCCAGAAGCUGUCUCGUGUCAUUGAUCUGUGAAGUAGACGGAUACUUUUCAGGGUUGGGAUCUGUUUCUUAAUACGCGGAUCUUGUAAGCCGAGGGUACCAUUUCAUUCAAGCUAGUGAACAUGAUCAAACAUUUUGGCUUUCAGCUUCUACUUAAAGUUCCUGUAGUCUUUGGAUAGGUUGUCGAUCUUUGUUAUGAUGCUUGCCUUUUCGUCUUUUGGAUCGAGAGGAUAUCCCCCUCAGUUUCCAGGCAAUUGAUUUUACGCAAACUGCAGGCAUUAUUGGAUUCAAUGUUUCAGAUCUUUAUAUUUUAGCCC